UACUACUACACAAAAACGUAUUUUUCAAAAUUGUUAAAAAAUAAACUUAAAAAUAUGAUUUCUUCCAUAAAUUUUCUAUUCCUACUGUCAUUAGGCAUUCUUUCGUGGUUUAUUUUGUGUUACAUUCAACAAAUCGAGCAAAUUUUAAAAGUUGAUAGCAAUAAAGCCCAGGAACUACCAAAAGAAGAAUUUCAAAGCAUGACCACCGCUCAAACAAAUCCUCAGAUGGUUAAAAUUGUUGACACCAAUCAUGAUAAUUACGAUCUCUAUAUUAAUUUCUUGGGUAUCUUUGUGUGUAUUUAUGCUUUGGCCAAAAUUACCCAUAUAGCAGAAAUGUAUAUGGCUAAACGUAUACGUCAUAAAAUCUACAUACCAACAAUUCACCAAACCGAAUUGGAAGACUCGGAAACAUUAAGCGAUUUAAGGGAACAGCAAGAAAAUCUUAAGUGGAAAAUCAAUCAGAUGGAAAAGCAAAGUCGUGAGCUAAAAUUGAAACUUAAAAAAGUGGUGGAGAAUCAAACGCCUGUGCCUGUACAAGGGGAGUUGGAAGAGAAAAUACACAAUAUAUUCAUAAACCAUCGGCAUAUACAUUUAAAUCGUCAGAUCUAUGUGAAUCAGGGCGGAACAGUUAAUAUGGAAUUUGGAAAAGAAAAAAAGGAACCAUGUAGCAUUUGGGACAAGUAUAUGGAGCUGAAAAAUUCUACGUCUGAGAAAAGCAAUGGAAAUUUGUUAAGUCAUAUGCCUGUGGUAAUGUCUAGUGAAGAGUUGGAUAAUAUAAAAGCUAUCUUUUAAAUUUCGGAAAUAUAACGGAAGUUCACCAUAUAAUCUAUCAAACUUUUUACUUAUGUCUAUAUUUUAUAAAAAAUACCAUUUAUCUAUUUUAUACUGUACAUAUAAAAACUAAUUUGAAAUAAAAUAACGAAUAA
Messenger RNA from Calliphora vicina (urban bluebottle blowfly), 926 nucleotides. RefSeq lists its product as uncharacterized. Bases 55 to 792 code for a protein of 245 amino acids. The transcript is spliced from 3 exons. Lineage: Eukaryota; Metazoa; Arthropoda; Insecta; Diptera; Calliphoridae. The record is from RefSeq and is a predicted model, not a curated record.